Molecule: messenger RNA, 1311 nt
Organism: Rotaria sp. Silwood1
Lineage: Eukaryota; Metazoa; Rotifera; Eurotatoria; Philodinida; Philodinidae
Source: the annotation of a GenBank genome assembly
AUGCUUAAUCAGUCAGAUCGACGUUUAUUUUACUUUACAAUAAUUUUUUUAGUUAUUAUUCAAUUAAUAAGAUCCGAAACGUUUAAAUGUGUUAAAGAUGGUUUUUUUCCGGAUAAAAAAGAUUGUUGGAUUUAUCAUAUUUGUGUUGGUUCCACACAUUCAGUAAAAGCUUGUAAAGAAGAACUUUUAUUCAAUCCAAUAAAAAACGAAUGUGAUUGGGCAAUGAAUGUUAAUUGUAGUCAAACAUCAUACGAAGAUGCUCUUCCACCAACUAUGCCAACACAUGUUCUUUAUCCUCCUGAUUUUGAUUAUCCAAUCCCUUCAUCAUCUGCCGGUGAUAGUGUUAAUCGAGGAAAAUAUCCGUCAAACUAUCCAUUAAUAACUGAUUCAAUAUUCGAAUAUUUAUGUCGAUCAAUUGAUAACGACUAUGUAGCUCAUCCGACUGAUUGCAAACGAUAUGCUUAUUGUGCAAACGGUGUAUCACAAGCUAAAAUAUGCACAAAAAAUUUAUUUUGGUCUCAAAGUGAACGAAUGUGUGUUUGGCCAGUACAAUCCGAUUGUCCGGUGAAGAAUUUAAGUCCAGAACCUUCGAUCGGAGCAGGUGCUGGUGCUCCAUGGAUACCACGUGGUACAACUUAUCCAGCAUCAUAUAUUCUAACAGAUGCACCACCUUCACUUCCUUCAUCAAAUGUAUAUAAAACAACAGUUGAAUGUCCUUCAACACAAUCAUGGCGUGUACCUGAUCCAUAUGAUUGUUCAAUUUAUCAUGAUUGUUAUCAUGGUACUGAUCUUUUAUCUUAUUGUCCAGCUCAACUCUAUUAUAAUGCAGAAAAACAAAGUUGUGAUCAUGCACAAAAUGUUAAAUGUAAAAAUAAAUGUACACCAAAGAAUGAAGGUGCACGAUUUGUAGAUAUAACAAGUUGUUGUCAUUUUUAUGAAUGUAUAUCAGGUAAAUUAAUACCUCAAACAUGUACACAUCCGAAUUUAUUUGAUAUCCAAACUCGUACAUGUUUACCAUAUAAAAAAGUUAAAUGUGAUGGACGUCGACAAUGUUUAAGUAAAUGUCAUUAUUUAUCUAAUUAUGAUGUUGGUAAAACUUUAUGUGAUUUUGUUCCAUCAUGUUCUGGUCAUAGUGAUGGAUUUUAUCUUGAUCGUACAAAACCAAAUUGUCAAUCAUAUAUACAAUGUCUUGAUAAUCGUGUAGCCAAUCAUAGUCGUUGUCCAUAUGGACAACGUUUUAAUAGAAAUAUUGGACGAUGUGCACCAGCUGAUCAAGUACCUUGUCAUGGUGAGUUAACGACUUUCUUUUAA